Molecule: messenger RNA, 1071 nt
Organism: Zingiber officinale
Lineage: Eukaryota; Viridiplantae; Streptophyta; Magnoliopsida; Zingiberales; Zingiberaceae
Exons: 4
Coding region: 1-1071 (356 amino acids)
Source: RefSeq, a predicted model, not a curated record
AUGCCGCCCCGAACCGAGGUCGGGCUUGUGAUCAAGCCAGCCGUCCAGCCAGCUGCGUCUUCCGAGGAGCCCCCCGGGCUUCUAGACGUGGUCGCGCAGCCCUUCAUCGUGCAGGUCGAAGCUCGUCCGGGCGAGACGCCACAGACAGGGGUGCUGCAGCCUCUUCACAGGGUCAGCCUCGCUCUGAUGACGACAGACGGCGUCGAAGACCAGGUCCGACUUCCCUCUCCCAACCCUUACAGGGGAAGACCAGUUGCAUUCCGCUCUACCCCUACUCCCACUGAGGAAGACAGCCCAGGCGAUCGUCAUGACCCCGUGCCAACUGAGCCCGUUCCCGAGCCACCUCCUGCUCCUCCUGCUCGUCGACAUGACGCCCCCACGAGUCUUCUGAUGAUGAGAGGCUGCCUUGGCAGUUUGUGGGCGGAGAGCAUGAGUCAAAUGGCUAGCGCGCCGCCAUUAGUUCAGAUGGAUAGGUUCUCGAAGUCCUGGGCUAAAACUCAUGCAGAAUCUUUGGUACUGAACCAAUCCUUCCACGCCCUCCAUCACGAAAGCAAAGAACUCCGAGAGAGAGUCUCUGAAUUGGAGCUGCAACUGAAUGAUCCCGCCCAAGCUAGUUAUGCCUUGCGAGCAGAGAUCCAAGCCUUAACUAAUCAGACCAACCGACAGAAAAGUUCCCUGAGGCAGGUCAAAGAUGAACUCCGAGCUAUGAGGGAGGAAAGAGCUACCUCUGAGGCGGGGUAUCAGCAACAACUAGUCCACCAGGCUCAGGAAACACAGUCCAAAGAUACCCUUCUGCAGGAGAAGAACAAUAGACUGGAGGUCCAGGCAGCUCAGUUGGAAGCUCAAGGAGCUGAGCUGAGGGCCCUGAGGGAGGAACUAUCCCAGUCUCGGGCGGCUUUGACGGGAGUAUCCACUGCCCUGACGAUCUAUCAAGAAGGAGAGGAGGAUCGUUGCCUGCGAAGUCGAAUGUCUUAUCUGACCUCUCUUGAAUUUUUAUCCCAGGCCGGGGCGCGCUUUUCCGUGACCAUACCAUACACGGCGGCUGGGGUUAUCCGACAGCUUCACGCGUAG